AUGGAGCCGAACCCAAUCUCCGUCACCUUCUCCGAUCUCUACACGGUGGCCGCCUUCUUCAUCAACCUCCUCCUCCUCAAACUCACCCUCCUCUCCCGGCGGCCGCGGCCGCCCCCCGCCCGAUGCAAUCGAGCCCAAUCAAUCGAGGACACGUGUCCCUCCUCCAAAUUUGCCGCCGGCGCCGGCGGCGACGAGUGCGCGGUGUGUUUGAGCGAUUUCGCGGCCGGAGAAGCCGUGAGGGAGUUGGGCUGCGGCCACACGUUUCACAAGGACUGCGUCGACAGGUGGCUGCUCGCCGCCGGCAAGGUGACGUGCCCCCUCUGCCGGAGCAACGUGAUUCUUCUUCCCCCGGCGGUUGUCGCCGUCGUCGACGACGACGAUUGGGGCAGCCAGCAGCUGGCUCUGUUGCUGUCCAAACUGCGCGGCGGAAACGUGACUUGA
Messenger RNA from Linum tenue, 441 nucleotides. NCBI's taxonomy places the organism in Eukaryota, Viridiplantae, Streptophyta, Magnoliopsida, Malpighiales, Linaceae. The record is from the annotation of a GenBank genome assembly.